AGGGAGCCAGGGUGUGGAGCCAGAGGCGGUGGUAGGGGCGUGGCCGAGCGCGCGGCUGGCCGGGGAGGCGGGGCUAGCGCUGUACUUGAGGCCUCCUCCCCCUCGCGUCCCCUCCCCCUCCCUCCGGCGCUUGUGAGUGACAGACGCGCUCUGAGAAGCCAAGAGGGCGAAGCGUCGCCGCGGCCGUUGCUGCCUUCGCCAUCUCCGCGGUCCUCUUCGUCCCGCCCGGCUAUGAGGCGGCCUUGAGGGUGGCGGGGAAGCAGCCGGCCCGUCGUCCGUCCGCCCUUCCGUCUGCCCUCCCUUCUCGCCUGAGCGUAGCGAGCCCGGCGCGGCGGCGGCGGCGGCGGCGGGGUCUGGGCUCUGCUCCCGCCGGCCCCCGAUGACUGCGGCAAACUGCGGCGGCGCCAACGACGACUUCGACUUCAGGCUCAUCUUCGGCGAGGACGCGCAUCCCGGCCCGGGGCCGCCGGCGCCACUACCACGCGCGCUUGGGCCUGCCGUCGCAGCAGAUCUUGAUCCAGAUGAUUGUACAUCUGGGUGUAUCUUCAAUGUAGACCAUUCGUCACCUGUAAACCAUCCUAUUUGUAUCCCAUGUCAUGGAUUUCAAUCACACCCUUCUCCUUUGUCUUCACCUACUAGACUGCACGGUCAUAAAAGCUAUGAAGGAACAUGUGCAAUACCGGACUCUAAAUACAGUCCGCUAGGGGGUCCUAAACCCUUUGAGUGUCCUAGUAUUCAGAUUACAUCCAUCUCUCCUAACUGUCAUCAAGGAAUAGAAGCCAGUGAAAAUGAAUUGCACACAAAUGGCCCUCAAAAUGAAUAUAUGGACAGGCCUUCGAGGGACCAUUUGUAUCUUCCCCUCGAACCAUCUUACAGGGAUUCAUCCCUUAGCCCAAGUCCUGCCAGCAGCAUUUCCUCUCGGAGCUGGUUCUCAGAUGCCUCCUCUUGCGAGUCGAUCUCUCACAUUUACGAUGACGUUGAUUCAGAGCUGAACGAAGCUGCUGCUCGGUUUACCCUUGGGUCACCUUUAGCGUCUCCGGGAGGUUCUCCGAGGGGCUGUCCAGUAGAUGAACCUUGGCAGUCAUCUUAUGGAUUUGGCCAUGCCUUGUCGCCUAGACAAUCUCCUUGUCAUUCUCCCAGGACUAGUAUCACAGAUGAAAAUUGGCUUAGCCCUCGGCCCACCUCAAGACCAUCUUCAAGGCCGACGUCACCCUGUGGAAAGCGACGACAUUCUAGUGCUGAGAUCUGUUACGUUGGUUCACUUUCUCCUCAUCAUUCUCCAACCCCGUCCCCAGGUCACUCUCCCAGGGGAAGCAUCACAGAAGACACGUGGCUAAACCCUUCUCUCCAUGGUCUGACACCCGGCCUCUCGCCAUUUCAGUGUUGUGCAGAGACUGACAUCCCUCUUAAAACACGAAAGACCUCUGAGGAUCAAACUGCCAUCAUGUCGGGGAAAAUAGAGCUUAGUUCUGAAGAACAGGGUAGUUUAUCACCAUCCCUUGAAUCUGCAAUAGAGGAUAGCUCUGCAUCCCCACAUACCCUGAAAAAAGACUUGCCUGGUGACCAAUUUCUUUCUGUUCCUUCACACUUUACUUGGAGCAAACCAAAGCCUGGCCACACUCCUAUAUUUCGCACAUCUUCGUUGCCUCCCCUAGACUGGCCUUUACCUGCUCAAUACGGACAGUGUGAACUGAAAAUAGAAGUGCAACCAAAAACUCAUCACAGAGCACACUAUGAAACAGAAGGCAGCAGAGGAGCUGUGAAAGCAUCUACCGGUGGGCAUCCUGUAGUUAAGCUCCUGGGCUACAGUGAAAAGCCAGUAAACCUACAGAUGUUCAUUGGGACAGCAGACGAUCGCUACUUAAGGCCACACGCUUUCUACCAGGUGCACAGAAUCACAGGGAAAACAGUUGCUACUGCCAGUCAAGAAAUAAUUAUUACUAGCACAAAGGUCUUGGAAAUUCCACUGCUUCCUGAAAAUAAUAUGGCAGCCAGUAUCGAUUGUGCAGGCAUUUUGAAACUCCGUAAUUCCGAUAUAGAGCUUCGUAAGGGGGAAACGGACAUUGGAAGGAAAAAUACAAGAGUACGACUUGUGUUUCGAGUGCACAUCCCACAGGCCAGUGGAAAAGUCCUGUCUCUCCAAGUUGCUUCGAUACCCGUUGAGUGCUCUCAGAGAUCGGCUCAGGAACUUCCUCAGAUAGAGAAAUACAGCAUCAGCAGUUGCUCAGUGAACGGAGGGCAUGAAAUGGUGGUUACUGGAUCUAACUUCCUUCCAGAAUCAAAAAUAAUAUUUCUUGAAAAAGGGCAAGAUGGACGGCCUCAGUGGGAGGUAGAAGGAAAAAUAAUUAGGGAAAGGAGUCAAGAGGCUACAGUUGUUCUUGAAGUUCCUCCGUACCACAACAAAGCAGUUUUGGCUUCUGUCCAGGUGCAGUUCUACAUUUGCAAUGGCAAGAGGAAAAAAAGCCAGUCUCAGCGUUUUACUUACACACCAAUUGUACUGAAACAAGAGAACAGAGAUGAAAUUGAUUUGACUUCCGUUUCCUCAUUGUCCCUGACCCAUUGCACUGGUGUUGAAGGACUCCCUUCUCUUCAGACUCAGCUGUCUUCACCUGAUUCAGGGCUCUCCCAUGAGAGCCUUCUUUCCACGUCACCCAGGAGCCUUGUGUGCCCAGUUCAGCAAGCGUAUGCAUCCAUGGUGUCCUCCACAGUAUCCCAGCUGUCACACAUCCAAGGCAGAAACCUUAGCCCAGGUGAAGAACAUUCUGUUUUGUCUCCAGCUGUAGUCCACCCGUCUUUUCAGGUAACAUCGGCACCUUCUGCGAGGCCUUCCUACCAGCCUAUGCAAUCGAAUGCUAUGUUUAACGGACAGCCUGGUCUUCCCAUGAACUCUGCCAGCCAAGGAUUUGACGCGAUUUCGUUUCACCAAGACGCAGCAGCUGUACCUCAGUUGAUCAACCUUAGCUGCCAAUCUCUACCACCCAUGCCGUAUCAUUCUUCAAAUCUGGGUUCGGUGUCAACUUCAGCUGUAGCGGGAGGCCAUCCUUCAUCACACCCUGCUCAACAAAGACAAUCUUCGCCUCAUCUGACACCGAUGGGUUACCAUUGUCCAAAUCCUCGGCAAAGUUCUGCCACUUCUUCAAUGACUCAGUCCCUUGGACAGCCUUCCCCUCAGCUGCAGCAGGUCGCUUACCAUUCUUCAAAUCCAGGUAACACCUCCUCACCAUCCCCCAAAUCUUCUCAUUCUAUGGUCCAUUCACCACGAUCUGGACCAUCUUCUCCACAACUGCAGCCUAUGCCUUACCAGACUUCUAACUCAGGACCUGCCUCCUCACCUCCAUCUACUGUUAGUCACUCCGGGCAACAGUCACCUCAGGCACAUAGUCCAGGUUUGGGAGGAAUUGCCGCAACUUCAUCCUUGAUCCAUCGUAAUGUUUGUGAUGCAUCUCCGUUUUCACCAGAGGAGGCAGCGGUUAACGUAAAGCCUGAACCUGAAGAUAGAGAGCUGAAUUUUCAGACAAUAGGGCUGCAAGACAUCACCUUAGAUGAUGUGAAUGAGAUCAUAGGAAGAGACAUGUCGCAGAUCUCCGUCUCCCAUAGUGUGGUGGUGGCUGUUCAUCCUCCAAACACAUGUCCCACGGCUCUGGAGGCAGGCGUAUCGGAUGCUGUUCAGUAGCCGCUCAGCUUGUGGCGAAGCAGACCGCUCCGCACUUCCCCUCCAAAGACCGCUUCAACCCUUCCUUAGAUUUUACUGUGCUUCCGACUUUGUGGCCUUGAUGAUUGGGCGCGAUGUGGCUGGGUUUUUUUGGAGGGGGUGGGCAGCGGGAGGGGGGAUAUACUUCGGGGUUGGCAACUGAGCAGUCUAAUUCUAGCUUCCUAGGAUGCUGUAAACUUUGGCAGAAAUGGACACACAGGAGCAACUUUACUCUUGAAAAGUCAACCACCACCAUCACCAAUGAGCUUUGCUUGUUUUUGUGCAUUUAAAUAGAAUACUUUUAUAUUAAAUGCUUAACGUAUGGAGAAAUAGGUUUUUUUGCUCUCAAUAUGCACAGUACUGAAUGUGGGGGGGAUUUAAAAAAAAUACGCAUCUUAUAUGCUGCUUUUUCCUUAGGAGAGAUAUUAGGAUUGUAAUAUAAAUUUGUAUACCUUUUUGGGGUCAUUUUGGAGAGCCUUUAAGCUUAUAUUGUUUAAAAACAGAACUUUUUAAAAAAAUAAAUGAAAUCUUCCAGAGGCACAAAAAUACCCUGUCAUCUUAAGCCAAUGCCUUUGGAGUCUUGUGUAUAAGAUUAUUAGCAUUUUCUUUGGAUUUAUAGGAAGCAAAGCCAAAUAUAGGUCUGUGUUCUUUUGGUGGGCUGAAGAGAGAUCAUUCCAUCAUGGAAAUAUUGGGGUAAAAAUGACAUUCCAAAAUAAAGCUUUUAAACUUCAUAGAUGACCCCCCCUUGCUAGCACAGGCCGUGUAACUGAAACAGUUUUUCAUGUUCAGAACGAUUAAUAGAAAUACUUGUAAGUAGAGAACUAAGAUUGGGUGAGCUUAUUUAAUACCCGCAUUUAGAAGUCCUCCUCUAUAAGGACCCCGGCUCUUUCCGCACAAAUCUGCUAAAACAUUUGUAAAACGGUUCUGUUUUCCCUUAGUUUAUGGACAGAUAAGUGCUUCAUGCUUCGCAGCCCCGUGCUGCAGUUCUCUUGAGUUUUUUGUAGUUGAAGAUGUGAAGAUUCUGCAGGCAAAGUGAUGUCACAAAUGGCGUCUUAAAGGGACAGCACACAAAUGAAGCCUUUUUGAAAACUUUUCAGCCCACAGAAUUGCUAGAAAAGGGGAUUCAUUUAAAACAGUUCUUUAGCUGGAAAUGAAAAAAAAUCGGGGGGGGGGGGGCGUUUAGAACUGCAAGGAAUUCCACCCCAAAACACUUUUCCCCCAUCCUGAAAAUGUUUUAUCUGUGCUGUGCGGAAAUGGUCCCCGUUUAAUCAGAGUAGUUUUAAGGAAGAGUUAUCCCCACUGAAAUGUUGUCUUGAGAUCCCUCAGGUAGGGUCUUCUUUAACUCCAUCCACCUCCUUUUUUGGUGGGUAAACCUGUUAAAUCUCUUACGCAAACUUGCUACUUCAAAAUAUUUUCUUGAUGAGACUAUGGCAGUUUAUUUUUCAUAUGAGUUGACGUUGUAAAGUCGUAUUAGGUGCAGUAUAUAGUAAAAAUGGAUGGAACUGAUAAAUUAAUGAAAUGUUAUUUCAGAUUUUGAAAAAUUCUCUGGGCUUUUCUGUUAUGGACUAUGGCAGGGGUAUAUGGAACCCAAAUAUUUAAUAUCAGAGUCGCCACUAGAGAGACUUGAUGUGAGAAUUUCUGUUGCUCUGUUCAUAGGGAUGAUAUUCUAGUGAAAAUUAAAGCUGUAAGUUUUGGGCAGCUUAGAAUGUGACUUUCUAAAUUGUCAAAAAUCCUCUUGGUUUUCCAUGAGGUAAAAAAUGACAGCCUCCUCCCCUUUAUGAAUUGCAUUUCCACCAAAGUCUUAAGUGCAUCUGAGUUUUUGAUUCCCUAGUCAAAGUGAUCCAUAUCUAAAAUGGCCCUUUUCUCAUAUUGUGUCAGCAUUUUUUACAGUUGAAACAGACUGAAAUAUCUGUCUUAGGGAGACCAUCUAGGACAUAGGGCCGUGAGUUUGACACCUGUGAUCUAGGAAAUCUAUGAGUAGGAAGCCACAAGUGCAGGGGCGUACCGCCCACAGGGAGGUGGGGACAAAUGUCCCUGGGCGCAAUGCCCCCCAAUCAUCCCCACCCCCUCCUCCUGAGCUGGGUCAGUGUGGGGGAGAAGGGGGGGUGGGGGCGAUUUUGCAUGAGGCAGCCCCACCCCCGAGCAAAGGGGAGACCCCCGGAGGAGGUUUGUCCCCCGGGCCCCAUUUCCCCCGAUACGCCUCUGCACAAGUGUCUAACAGUUUCUUCUACUCCUGUGAAGUGGUCUGCAUCAGUGCUUGCAUUAAAGGACCACCGAGAAAUAGAAGGCUAAGCAGCGUAUCUGCAGGCCGAUGUGGCUCAUGGGCUGCCAGGUGGCUGCCACUUGGUUAUACAUCAAGCACAAUACUUACACAUUUGUCCCUCUGUACCUUUGAACGUAAAAACAUUGAUAAUACAGCCUUGUGUUAUUUUAGAAACAGGAAACCAAAUACAGAAUUGUAUGAAGUAUCUACACAUUUCGGAUGGAGAACAGGAGGCUGCUUUCAGAGGAAAAUGCUAUCUUGAAUAUCUUAACCUAGUAGACAUCUCAUUUGCGUGGCUUACACCUUUUGGAGUUGUCUGUCCCUGUUGGUAGAUCCACUUUCUGUUAGCUUCCAAGAUGCAUAAUAUUACCAUUCAUUAGGGGCGCCCUGCAUUGCUGUUAAUUGAAAUCAAAGGAGGGUCGGGGUGAUUCUGUUCUCAAGAGAAGAGAGGCGGUGCUUUUGUAAGUAAAUCUGGGUUCUGUUUUGCUGACCAUUUUAUAAAAACCAUUAAAAAAAACCCCUGGAAUAUGGCUUGUUACAUUUUGUAGCAUUUCACUCCUUGAACUAUAGUACAAGCCUUGUAUGGUGACUAUUCCAGUUUUUGCACGGAGAUUUCAGGUUUCUGAGUUUUUUGUACUCUGUGGGAUUUUCUGCUCCUUGGCAGAUAGGGAAGUAGAGCAUUUUUUCCCUCUAAGUCAUCCUGCGUACUUUUGAAUCUAUGUUGUACCUAAAAUGUGGGAACCCAAAUAAAUCCCGACUUUCUAUGCACUAAAUGGCCAGUCCACCAAGUUCAGCAAGAUCACAACCUCUCUCUGGGCACUUUUGCACAUGCAGAAUAGUGCACUUUCAAUCCACUUUCAGUGCACCUUGCAGGUGGAUUUUACUGUGCAAAAUAGCAAAAUCCACUCGCAAACAAUUGUGAAAGUGGAUUGAAAAUGCAUUAUUCUGCAUGUGCGGAAGUGCCCUAAGUUUCAGCAAGGCUGCUCCAGGCAUACCUUGCAAGCUGUCUGAGACACAAGGAGGUUUUGUGGCUACGGAGUUGGUGGAAUGCUCAUGAAUCUUCUGAUGCCUUUUCAAAUACCUUGAUGCCUGUAGAAGUAGAAAUGCUUUCCUAUUUAAAACAAAUAUAGAUUUCGGUACUAAAAAUGUAUUUUGCCUUGUAAAAGCUUCAGUACAAGGGUCUUAAUUUUAUUGCUUGUGUGAUGUUAUAGGUAAGACUGAUCUUGUGAAAUGUAGUGGAUAUUAAAAGCACACUAUCUCCAUUGGACUAUGCAAAUUUACAUUUUUUUUUUCAGUAGCAGCCUUAGACAGGCACUCUGGAAUCUCCUUCGCUAGCUUCCCCCCACCACCUCAAAGUGUACAACUGCUUUCAGUGCUGGCGUCCAAAUCUUUAAUAUACCAGGGAAAGCGCUAAUGAAAAAAACUCUUUUACAGAAAAAGUUGAGAUUUGUACAUCAAAUUGUGGGGCGGGGGGAGUACGUGGCCCGUUUGAUAUGGGCUGACGAAGUAGUUUUGUUUUUACCAAAGUUUCACCACAAUCAGGCACUCAUAAUAAACUCUUCAUUGUAGAAAUGGAACUGCCAUCAUUUUUAAAACCAAAGAUUAAAGAAGGGGGGGGGGGGCGCGAUGACACAUUUUGUUAGGAUGCAAACAGUGCUUUGAAAACUCUAUUUUUGAUACACAGAAUGAAUGUCAUUCCUUAUAGGUUUGGAGAUUGUUCAAAAUUGACGUUUUGUAUUUAACAAUGCAGGACAAUAAUGAUUUAAGACUAAAGGUUACAUUCUAGAUGUUUACAGAGCCUUGUAUUGUAAUUUUAAUGUACAUUUCAUGUAUUAAACCUUUUGUAAGUUAUGAUUGCAGUGCUACAUGCAGAAAUACAAAGGGAAGAACUUGCAUUUUAGGCUCUUGAAUCAUAGUGUUGAAAUAAAGAAAAAAAAUGCCUAA
Molecule: messenger RNA, 7898 nt
Organism: Sphaerodactylus townsendi
Lineage: Eukaryota; Metazoa; Chordata; Lepidosauria; Squamata; Sphaerodactylidae
Gene: NFATC3
Product: nuclear factor of activated T cells 3
Exons: 11
Coding region: 380-3673 (1097 amino acids)
Biological process (GO): regulation of transcription by RNA polymerase II; cytokine production; calcineurin-NFAT signaling cascade
Cellular component (GO): transcription regulator complex
Molecular function (GO): RNA polymerase II cis-regulatory region sequence-specific DNA binding; transcription factor binding; DNA-binding transcription factor activity, RNA polymerase II-specific
Source: RefSeq, a predicted model, not a curated record